CGAUUGGUGGGAGGCCGGCGCUGGAGGGGAGAGGCGGAAGGGGACGGGUAAAGGAGACGGCGGUUGCUGUGGGGAUUUUCGUUCUCUCCCGAAGGUGCGAAAGAGAUUUAUGCUUCCAAGGGAUAACGAAAAAUCUGACCAGGAGAUUUGUGGGAACUUCUCAUAAUUUAAGGCAAUGGAAGUAAUUCCAGAACUCUAUGAUAUUUUCCAAGGAGAGGUUGCUUCUGUGACAGAAUAUGGAGCAUUCAUUAAAAUUCCAGGAACAAGGAAACAAGGCCUUGUACACAAAAGUCACAUGUCACACUGCAGGGUGGACCAGCCCUCAGAGUUGGUGGAUGUGGGAGAAAAAGUGUGGGUGAAACUUAUAGGAAAAGAGAAGACAGAUGAGAAGUUAAAAUUGUCUCUUUCAAUGAAGGUUGUUAAUCAAGGAACUGGAAAGGACCUGGACCCCAACAAUGUGGCCCUCGAUCAAGAUGCACGGAAGAAAGGCUCAUUCAAAGACUACACCAGCCAGAAGAUCACUCUAGAAGCAGUCUUAAACACAGUUUGCAAAAAGUGUGGCUGUCCAGGUCAUUUUGCAAAAGAUUGCUUCGUGCAGCCAGGAGGGACCAAGUACACUCUGAUUCCAGAGGAAGAAGAAGAAAUCCCUCCAGAAGAAGAAAAGAAGGCACAUAAAUCUGAAGAUUUUGUGAAGAAGAGAAAAAAGGAAAAAAAGAGAAAAAAGAAACACAAGAGCAAAACUCCUUCCGAACUGGGAGAUUCUGACAGUAGUGAGUCAGAUGCUGGUGAUGUUCAGCCGUCAAGGAAGAAAGCAAAACGGACUGAAAAAGCUAGUGCAUCCCAGAAGCGAAAAAAGAAGAAGCAUCAUAAGAAGAAGCACAAGGACUGAGAAGCGGAUCCAAGGCCAUAGGCUGUGCUGACACAGUGUGCACCCUCUGGGCUCCUAUAAUCUUCUGGAGAAAAGAAUAGUUGAGCUAGUGCAACUUGCAUUACUGUAUUAACAAAAGGGGAUUCCUCCUUUGAAAAGCAAUGUUGUUUUCCUGCGAUUUUUUUCCCACAAGGACUGCCACUUUUCUCUGCAUGGAAGAAGCCAGCUGCAGUUGGGUGUUCCUUGCCACAGAUGUUGCCCUCAUUCAUGUGAAACGCUUCUCCUUCUGUAGCUCCUUAUUUUUCUGGGCCUUGUGCCAGGCAGUUCCUUUGGAACAACCCCGAGCCAUCUCCAUGAAGCAUGCAUGGAACUAGCAAUCAAUGCAGCUUCCUUAGUCGGGGUGGCAGCUGUGUGUUGAUUCAGCAUCUCGCCAGUCAUUGUCUGCACGCCAGCAGAAAAAGCAGUGGACACAUCUCCUUGGUUGAUGUGGGUCGAUUUGUUCUGCACCGAUCACUCCACUGCUUUUUUGCCCCAUUCAUACUGCAGCACUGGAGGAAGAA
Lacerta agilis (Sand lizard) is the source of this 1428-nucleotide messenger RNA. RefSeq names its product zinc finger CCHC-type containing 17 (gene ZCCHC17). Gene Ontology annotation, biological process: RNA stabilization. The transcript is spliced from 8 exons. Bases 176 to 889 code for a protein of 237 amino acids. Lineage: Eukaryota; Metazoa; Chordata; Lepidosauria; Squamata; Lacertidae. Gene Ontology annotation, molecular function: RNA binding; zinc ion binding. The record is from RefSeq and is a predicted model, not a curated record.